Messenger RNA from Coffea eugenioides, 1885 nucleotides. RefSeq names its product two-pore potassium channel 1. The record is from RefSeq and is a predicted model, not a curated record. The coding region runs from base 455 to 1561 and encodes 368 amino acids. Gene Ontology annotation, cellular component: plant-type vacuole membrane. The transcript is spliced from 5 exons. NCBI's taxonomy places the organism in Eukaryota, Viridiplantae, Streptophyta, Magnoliopsida, Gentianales, Rubiaceae. Gene Ontology annotation, biological process: stabilization of membrane potential; potassium ion transmembrane transport. Gene Ontology annotation, molecular function: potassium ion leak channel activity.
AGGGCACUAAAAUUAUUACUGUUGUUGUUGUUGUUAUUUUUUCGCCAAAUGUAGGAUAUUUUCAUAAAGUCCAGCCGAAUGCUUUCAUAACUACAUAUACAGCGUGGUGAGCUUUACUCUACUGGAAACACUGAUCCAGAAACUUUUUCUCCCGGGAACUGGGGGUCAUCCUGAAAACGAUGCCAAGCCCUUCGAAUCCACGAUGUUCUAGCAAAUUCUGAGCAGGAUUCCGAGCUUUCUACUUUCUAGUGCGGCAGAAAACCAGAAUUCCUGGACGGAACCCUUAUUGCCAAACUGUGCUUCCACUGUGGAAGGGUAGGAAAUAAGGAGCUGGAAUGGGGUUUUGGAUGGCUGAACCAGCAGUCGAAGAUCAGGAAGAGUGAUCCUUGACCAUCUGGCCAUAUUCAAUCCUAUAUGGAGGUUUUCCCUAACACAUUUUCAGAUCAAAUUUUUAAUGACAUAUAUUACAUCUGGAAAAGUGCUAAGGGUAUUGCUCUACAUUUGCUGGAUGGCUGAGAGUGGUGUAAAACAACCAUUGUUAACUGAAUCACUUGAUGUUGCGCCAAAAACCAACCAAAAACUUAAUUACAGAAGAAGAUUCCGCCGAUGCAAAAGUGCACCACUAGCAGAAUUUACCCCUGGAGAAUUGAAUGGAAAGGAUGGCUCACUUCCUCGCUCUGAAUCCAUCUUCAAUAAACUCCAUCCAAGUAUAAGGAAGGUUGCCAUUUACUUAUUCUUGUACCUGGCUGUAGGCGCCAUCUGCUUUUAUAUUGUUAGGCACCAGAUUGCAGGAGAAAGGACUGAUGGAGUUCUUGAUUCGGUUUACUUUUGCAUUGUGACAAUGACCACUGUGGGAUAUGGAGACCUUGUGCCUAACAGUGUAGCUACGAAACUGCUAGCCUGUGUUUUUGUAUUCUCAGGGAUGGCAUUAGUUGGUCUGAUGCUGAGCAGAGGAGCAGAUUACUUAGUAGAGAAGCAGGAGGCAUUGUUGGUUAAAGCAUUGAAUUUACGCCCAAAAGUUGGACCAACAGAAACGACGGAGGAGAUUGAAACACGCAAGGUCAGCUACAAGUGUGCAACUGUAUUUAUCUUUUUGCUGGUGUUGAUAGUAGUUGGGACAGCCUUCCUGACCAUAGUUGAGAAACUAGACAUUGUUGAUGCCUUUUACUGCGUCUGCUCCACCAUCACAACCCUUGGUUACGGGGAUAAAAGUUUCUCGACCAAGGCUGGGCGUAUUUUUGCAAUUUUUUGGAUUUUGACAAGUACACUUUGUUUGGCUCAAUUUUUCCUUUAUGUUGCUGAGCUGAACACUGAGAAGAGACAGAAGGAACUGGUUAGAUGGGUCCUUACUAAGCCGAUGACCAACGUGGAUCUUGAAGCUGCUGAUCUUGAUGAUAAUGGUAUAGUUGGUGCUGCUGAGUUUGUCAUAUACAAGCUCAAAGAGAUGGGAAAGAUCAGCCAAGAAGAUAUCUCAGUUGUGCUGGAAGAAUUUGAAUAUCUUGACGUUGAUCAGUCUGGAACUUUGUCAACCUCUGAUAUAUCCCUCGCCCAAUCAUCUUAAACUGCGAUGUGAUUACCUUAUCUUUAAAAAAAAAAAAAAAAUAGUGAUGAUAUCCUUUCUGCUAGUUGCUUGUCGUCAUAUAGAAAUUCUUCUUUGUUGUCUACCAUGCUUCACGCAGAAGCAUGCUCCUUUCAACUUGUCAUGAAUGUAAAUGAACUUGAUGUUCUUGUCUCAGAACUGUGGGAUGAUGGCACAAGUUCUUUCUUCAUGAUGAGUAUUUAGAAAAAGUUAGCCAAUUCAGUCACUGGACGCGUUAACAUCUCCUGUAGGGGCUUCCAAGAUUGUCAGUUUGUUCUAUGUUCAAUUGCAGUCCCAUUAAAGAUA